AUGGAUAAAUAUUCUCCUACUAUCCUUUUAAACACUGAAACUGAACCUGAUGGAAUUUAUACGUAUAAAGAAGACCACGUUAUAAUUAGUUAUUAUCAUUUAUAUAAUGAAAGAAAAACUGGCUCAAUUUGCUCUUAUAAAGUAAAUAGAGAAACAAAUCAAUUAGAAUUAUUAACCAACAACAGAACUCCUGCAAUACAUAAUUUAGGAACAGUAGUUGUUGGUGAUACAAAGUUUAUUACUGCAUGUACAGCAAAUGCAAAAGUAUUAUUUUUUACUCCAAAUGAUGAAUUGAAAGAAGUAAAUUGUGCAAUAAUACCAGAAGAAUGUGAAGUAUUAUCAACUUCUGUUGGUGGUGAGACAUUAGUUGCAUCAAGAAAUGAUGGUUAUAUAUCGUAUUGGAGAUUAUUUAGAAAUGGUAGAUGGAAACCAGUUAAAGAAGUAAAGUGUCAUGACGCCGAAGUAUGGAGUGUUGCCAUGAAUAUUGAUGGAAAAACAUUACUUUCAGGAAGUGAUGAUACAUAUUGUAAGGCAUGGGUAGAUGAUGAUAUGAUAUUUAAAAUUCGAUUUGAUGCAGGGGUAACUGAUUUAAUUUGGAGAAAUCAAACAAAUUUCUUAGCUGGAAGUUAUGAUGGUUCUGUAAAAGAAUUUGAUAUUAGAAAUUGGAAAAAGCCUUUAUGGGAAGGUCAUAUUGAUGGUGGGGCAGGAUGGAGAAUGAGCGACCAAGGAAAUAGAAUUAUUGUUGCUGGUGCUUGUGGAGGUGUUGCUGAAUUUUGUCAAACUUCAAAUGGGCUUUUUGAAAAAACAUUUCAAAAAUAUGAGCCACACGACAGUAUGGUAUAUGGAGCUGAUGCCCUUGGAAAUGAUAUUCUUGCAUGUAGUUUUUAUGACAAAAAAGUUGUUUUAUGGAGGAGAAAUGAUAAUUAA
Molecule: messenger RNA, 927 nt
Organism: Entamoeba histolytica HM-1:IMSS
Lineage: Eukaryota; Evosea; Mastigamoebida; Endamoebidae
Product: WD domain containing protein
Exons: 1
Coding region: 1-927 (308 amino acids)
Molecular function (GO): protein binding
Source: RefSeq, a predicted model, not a curated record